Messenger RNA from Racocetra persica, 412 nucleotides. The record is from the annotation of a GenBank genome assembly. NCBI's taxonomy places the organism in Eukaryota, Fungi, Glomeromycota, Glomeromycetes, Diversisporales, Gigasporaceae.
CGCAAACCUGUGCACAUGAAAAUCGUGAAUUUCAUUCAUGGUUUGAAGAUUAUAGAGGUUUUGCUGCUAUUAUGACAAUCUUGGCUGGCGCUGACAUUAACUUUUUACGAUUAAUGUGCUCUAAGUUUGGUGGUUUUCGAAUGUUCUCUUGUGGAUUUUCCAGUGCCGCAUUAAAAACUAUUGUUUCAAUCGAAUUUAUUAAUUCUAUUAUUGAAGAUAUUCCUCAAUUUAUUAUUCAGAUAUUAUAUAAAAUUCAUACAACUGGUUACUCCACAUUUUCUCAUCGUGAGAAUAAAAAUAAUAAUACUCAGCUUGUAAUUCCGGAAUCAGUACAAACAUUAAAUGUUCUAAACAACAAUUAUUAUGGUCAAGAUUAUCAACACAAUCCUUCUAUUGAACGACGUCAAAUCGG